GAUUCAUAUUUUGAAGUAAGUAACGUAUCAGUUGUAGAUGAUACAGCUGUCGAAAAAUUUGAAAGCAACUUUCUUGUUUAACGAGUUGAAAGAAUAAAAUGUCAACUAAUGAAUUUAGUCGAUCUGGAGUAUAUGAAGACCCUCCUCCUCCUUAUGAAACCCUACAACCGGUUUUAAAACAACCAGUGUCUUAUGGAGCUACACCAGAUUUUACAAAUGUGGCUACGACCGCGUUCCCUCUUGCCUGUCUGUCAGGACUCGAAAGCCUUCGUGAACUCGACCAACUAAAUAUAGAAAUGGAACCAAUCGAAUAUUGUUCGUGUUCGUGUGAAUCCUUUUACUCAUACAACGUCAAAAACACCUUCGACCAAAACCUUUUCACGAUUUCACCAGUGAACUCAACCUGUACGUCAUACGACAUGCAACUCUUCGAUAGUUUUGGAAAUCCAGUAGUCCUCUUCCAAAGAUGCAGAGAGUGUUGUUCUGGCUUGAGAAUUGAGGUCACUCACAUGCAUGGCGCGCUGCUAGGCACCGUUCAGCUAGAAGCUGGAUUUUUGAAAUCUGCUUACAUCGUUGAAGACGGCAAUGGCCAAACUGUUUUCAAAGUGAAGAGAAGUCGUUUUCAAUUUUUUCCAAAGGAUGUUGACUUCAGUAUUAUGUCGGCUGAUGGAUCGCAAGAAGUUGGAAAAAUUACUUGGUUAUGGAGCGGAUGGAUGAGCGCGAGACACCUGUACAAAAUUGUUUUUCCAAAAGAUUUAUUGGUGGAAAUGAAGAUGGCUUUGUUAGCCGCUUGGUACAUGAUGGAGGAGGAUUAUCAAGAUAGUCAUCGCAAUCGUAGUACUUGAAAGUGAGUUCCUGGGACCAAACGACGAGUGAUUAUGUGUUACCGCUCUUUCUUGAGCCUACUUUUUACAUAUACUGUUAAGAUCUCUUUUACUCAGGAAAUUUAAAAAAUUAUAUAUAUUUAUAUAUUUGUAAAAAAUAAAGAUAUUUUAAAUA
This is a messenger RNA of Zophobas morio, 999 nucleotides long. RefSeq names its product phospholipid scramblase 1-like. Lineage: Eukaryota; Metazoa; Arthropoda; Insecta; Coleoptera; Tenebrionidae. Gene Ontology annotation, molecular function: phospholipid scramblase activity. Gene Ontology annotation, biological process: plasma membrane phospholipid scrambling. The coding region runs from base 99 to 845 and encodes 248 amino acids. The transcript has 6 exons. Gene Ontology annotation, cellular component: plasma membrane. The record is from RefSeq and is a predicted model, not a curated record.